Molecule: messenger RNA, 3119 nt
Organism: Arvicola amphibius (Eurasian water vole)
Lineage: Eukaryota; Metazoa; Chordata; Mammalia; Rodentia; Cricetidae
Gene: Scarb2
Product: scavenger receptor class B member 2
Exons: 12
Coding region: 371-1807 (478 amino acids)
Biological process (GO): receptor-mediated endocytosis; protein targeting to lysosome
Cellular component (GO): cytoplasm; membrane; lysosome
Molecular function (GO): scavenger receptor activity
Source: RefSeq, a predicted model, not a curated record
GUCGCCGGCCGCUGCCACCACUGUCGCACGGGUUGCUGGCGAGCUCCACCGGCCCGCGUCACCACUCUGCGCGCUCCCUGCACCUCCCCGGCUGCUUCAGCCCAAGAAAGCGAAACCCAGGCGUCUCCGGGACCCGCGAUCGCGCCGGCUCGGUGCUCCGAGGGCCGUGCUCGCUCUGCACUCGCCCGGCACUCGCCCCGCGCGGACUCCAGAGCUGUGCGCACCGCGCGGGCGGCGGCUGAACCGGCACCGGGAGGGCGCGGGAGCCGCAGGGCCCCGGGGAGCUUCGGGCGGCUGCUGCGCGGCCUUGGCGGCGGCUCUUUCCCGCUCGCAAUUGGGUCGCUGGCCCGGUCCGUGAGCCGCGCGUAGUAUGGGCAGAUGCUGCUUCUACACGGCGGGGACACUGUCCCUGCUGUUGCUAGUGACCAGUGUCACGCUGCUGGUGGCUCGAGUCUUCCAGAAGGCGGUGGACCAGACGAUAGAAAAGAAUAUGGUGUUGAGAAAUGGUACCGAGGUCUUUGACUCCUGGGAGAAACCCCCUCUGCCUGUGUACACUCAGUUCUAUUUCUUCAAUGUCACCAAUCCAGAGGAGAUCCUCCGAGGAGAAAUCCCCAUACUAGAAGAAGUGGGGCCGUACACCUACAGGGAACUCAGGAACAAGGCAAACAUCCAGUUUGGAGAGAAUGGAACGACCAUAUCUGCUGUCAGCAACAAGGCAUAUGUUUUUGAACGAAACCAAUCUGUUGGCGACCCUAACGUUGACUUGAUUAGAACAAUAAAUAUUCCUCUGUUGACCGUUGUGGAACUGGCCCAGCUGCCCCUCCUCAAGGAGAUCAUCGAGGCCAUGCUGAAAACCUACCAGCAGAAGCUGUUUGUGACUCACUCCGUGCACGAGUUGCUCUGGGGCUACAAAGAUGAGAUCUUGUCCCUCGUCCACAUUUUCCGACCUGACAUCUCCCCGAACUUUGGCCUGUUCUAUGGUAAAAAUGGCACUAAUGACGGAGACUAUGUUUUCCUGACUGGAGAAGACAACUACCUCAACUUUACAAAGAUCGUGGAGUGGAACGGGAAAACGUCGCUGGACUGGUGGACCACGGAUGAGUGCAACAUGAUUAACGGGACGGAUGGAGAUUCUUUCCAUCCCCUCAUCACCAAGGAUGAAGUCCUCUAUGUGUUCCCCUCUGACUUCUGCAGGUCGGUAUAUAUAACUUUCAGCGGUUUUGAGAGUGUGGAGGGACUGCCUGCUUUUCGCUAUAAGGUGCCUGCAGAAAUUCUAGCCAAUACCUCCGAAAACGCCGGCUUCUGUAUACCUGAAGGAAACUGCAUGGACUCAGGAGUGUUGAAUGUCAGCAUCUGCAAGAACGGUGCACCCAUAAUCAUGUCUUUCCCACACUUUUACCAAGCUGAUGAGAAGUUCGUUUCUGCCAUAAAAGGCAUGCGCCCAAACAAGGAAGAACAUGAGACAUUUGUAGACAUUAAUCCUUUGACUGGAAUCAUUUUAAGAGCAGCCAAGAGAUUCCAAAUCAACACCUAUGUUAAGAAACUGGAUGGCUUUGUUGAAACAGGAGACAUUAGGACCAUGGUUUUCCCAGUGAUGUAUCUCAAUGAGAGUGUCCUCAUUGACAAAGAGACUGCAAGCCGAUUGAAGUCUGUGACUAAUACAACUUUGAUCGUCACCAACAUACCCUACAUCAUCAUGGCACUGGGCGUGUUCCUUGGCUUGAUUUUCACAUGGCUUGCGUGCCGAGGACAGGGGUCCAUGAACGAGGGAACGGCAGAUGAAAGAGCACCCCUCAUACGAACCUAAUCAAACUUACCUGUCGCCUGAGCUUGGUGAGAGAGCGUCUGCACUGCCCUGAUCUGGACCAGGACAGGGGAAUCCCUGAAUCCUCACAGGCUCCUGGCCCAUCAAGAAGAGGGAGAAGUCUCAGUGCUGGCAAGUAAGGAGAACUUCCUGGACGGAGGGUAACGAGCAGGGUGAUAUGGAUGGACAUUAUACUUUAUCAAAUCAUGUCUCUGAAAUAGUUCUGAUGUGUCUAGGAAGUAUCUAAUAAACUGUGUAGAAACUUUGUGGUUGGGCUCUGGGAGCUGUGGGAUUUUUGUGACCCCCAUUGUAGAUACAGAGUCUGCAUCAUUUGUUAGCGUUAGCUGGCCUGACCUGGUUCAGUGUGUUUCGUUCUCCGAACUGUGUUCAAAAUAUAUGCGUAUGGCUUCCUGUUCCUCUCCAUCCAACUCCUUACACAAGAGGAAGAGUGUGACACCCAGAGUAAGAUGAUAGCUCCGCGUGCCGCGCCCCGCAAACCUGUCUGCUUUCCUUCCUUGACACGUCACACGCUGUACUUCACUCUGACUUCCAGACUGUAAUCCCUUCAGGAAAAUAACUCAGUCUUUCGACUAUUUGAUGGUGAGUGGGAGUCACAUGGACAGGGCUGGGCGGUGUCUGUCUGUAGAUAGCAUUGUGUUCUUGAGGAUUUUGGGAUGUGCUUUUGUGGAGGUGUUGGUGAGGGUAUUUGUUUAGAGGAGUUCGGUGUGAGUUUAUAGAUUAGCUGUCUUGAUGGAGAAGCACGCCUCUGGGAGAACGGAAUCGAUGGCAUGUAUCCCCAGACAUCUUUGCCAAAUGGGGUGGUGAUGGGGAAUGACGGUGACUGCCAAACACUGAGCGAUUAUUUGUAAAAUUACGAACAUUGGAAAAGUCUGUCUGCCCAUAGCUUACGUCACAUAGAGAUCCAGCAAGGCAUUUCACCUUUGAAAAGAAGAUUUUAAAAUCAUCCCUUAGAUUUGGUCCCGGCCAGUGUUUGGUGGCUUCUCUGUCACUCACUAAGUGCCCUCUGCUCCCAUUGACAAUCGUUUUCCUGACAGAGCGACAAGUGUUUAUAGAGUGCGAGGCAUCUGAGAAGAAGCCAGCUACUCUCUUCAGAGGGUCCCUGAAGGACAGUGGCGUCCCAGCCAUCAUGAAGGGCAUUGUCUUUGAUUCUCAGAGCUCACCACUGAUUUUGUACUGAGGAACCCUAUUUGUUAUCUGGCCAACCUCUUAUAUAAGUUCAUGAAAACUGAAUUUUGUCGUUUAAAACUGAAUUUAAAUGUAAACAAAAAGAAUUAAAAACCUGAAGUUUCACAUA